AUGAAAAAAGUCUUUACUUUUUCUCGCUGGUUUCUUCCAAGCCAGGAAGGGAUCUUGGUGAAUCCAGGCCAGCGCGACUACAAGCUUAAGAACGUCCCCUCCGUGCUCGAUGGCGGCAAAUACAGCGGUACCAAGACUUGGCCGUCUGCAGGGACAUGGACAAUCUCCUAUGAAGCACCAGUAACUCUCUACGUGUGGGUCAUGAAGCAUCACUACAACGCCGGUGUGGAUGCUGCACUCAGUGGCGAUGGCUGGGAGCAAGUGGAUGCUGGUGACUUCAAGAGAAGCGACAACCAUGUGCUCAAUGUUUGGAAACGUUCGUUUUCCUCUGGUAGUCAGUACCAGAUCAAGACCACUGGGCUCAUGGUCGGAGGUGUUGUGUCCAACGGCUGCCAGGCAGACGUCGUGAAGGAUGGGUUGAAAUGCGGAUACUUCUACGACAAGUCUCAGUGCCGAGUUCCUGACCUGUCUGAUUGGACACCGGCCCACGAAGUGGUCGUCCCCAAGAUCUACAUGGAGCAUGGCAAGUUCCCCGAAGUCCGGCAAGGUGAUCAAUUCUGCAUCAGGUGCACAGGUCAGCUGGUCACGAAAAAGGAGGGCAACUACAAGUUCUACCUCAGUUCAGACGAUGGCUCUUUCAUGUGGCUGAACGGGGAGAAGGUCGUCGACAACAAUGACUGCCAUGGAGAAAGGGAGCGGGGCAGCAGCGACAAGUUCCUGUUGCCCGGCGCCCACGACUUGGCCGUGGACAUGUGCGAGAUGUACGGCGGCGAAAACUUGAAGAUGCGUUACAAGGGACCGGACACUGGCAACUCCAAGAUCACAAUCCCCGAACAAGCUCUCCAACACGUAGUUGCUCCCGCGGACAAGGCUGUUCUCGAGGACGGCUUAGAGUGCGACUACUACUACGAUCAGUCGCAGUGCCGCGUGCCGAAUCUGGGUGCCCUGACACUCGGCUCGUUUGGCUGUGUCGGGUUGUUCAGCUCUGUUUAG
Molecule: messenger RNA, 993 nt
Organism: Symbiodinium necroappetens
Lineage: Eukaryota; Dinophyceae; Suessiales; Symbiodiniaceae
Source: the annotation of a GenBank genome assembly